Entamoeba nuttalli P19 is the source of this 498-nucleotide messenger RNA. RefSeq lists its product as hypothetical. The record is from RefSeq and is a predicted model, not a curated record. The transcript has a single exon. Lineage: Eukaryota; Evosea; Mastigamoebida; Endamoebidae. The coding region runs from base 1 to 498 and encodes 165 amino acids.
AUGAUUAAUAUUUGUUGUUUUAUUUUUUAUUUUCUUUGUUGUUUUCUUCUUCCUCCUUUUAGAAUAAAAGUUCAUUUUCAUUAUCAAAUGAAUUUUUGGUAUUUAAUACUUUCAUCUACUCAUUGGAUUCCUCCUUAUAUGCCGUACUGUAUUAUUUGUUCUGAAUUAUUAUUUAACUUUAAUUGGAGUAUUUUAUUUCAACAACCACUUGGCUGUGUUAUGUGGUUAUUUAUUUAUGUCCUUAUUCAUGAAAUUGGACAUAUUAUAAUAUUGUUAUAUCAUGGGUAUCCUUUUGAAAUCAAACUUUCAUGUUAUUCAGUAUCUAUUCAUCAUAACUGUAAAGAUAGAGUCAUUUAUUCUUCAGGGAUUAUGUUUUUAUAUCUUUUCUUAAACAUUACAUCAAUAAUAUCAUCUAAUGACUAUAUAAUAAUUGGAUUAUUAUUAUGUUUAGUAGAUUCUCUUCCAUUAAAAUGGAUGGAUGGAUUUUAUUGUUAUUAA